Molecule: messenger RNA, 1597 nt
Organism: Chroicocephalus ridibundus (black-headed gull)
Lineage: Eukaryota; Metazoa; Chordata; Aves; Charadriiformes; Laridae
Gene: IYD
Product: iodotyrosine deiodinase
Exons: 5
Coding region: 292-1167 (291 amino acids)
Cellular component (GO): plasma membrane
Molecular function (GO): oxidoreductase activity
Source: RefSeq, a predicted model, not a curated record
UAUUUUACACCGGACAGCAUUUAUGCAUUUGUAUACAGUCAGUGUCUCUACUUGCUGUUUAUAAGCAGUUUCUCUCCAGAAAAUAUACAAACCUGGGACUGAUUAACAGGAGGAGCACAUCACAGAUGAGAUUGUGGGGGCGGUGGCUGAAAAGUAGAAGCGGGAUAGGGUCGAGGACUGACCCUUGGGUCCACCCCUUUCUGCGCACUGCCGUUCUGCUCUUCCCUUUUUUUCCUCUCCUUUUCAGGAGAAACUACUGAACUUGAAGGAAGGCUCCACGUUUUGAUAGUCAUGGCACUCUUUUCUUCCCUAACCCCAGUCUUUAUAGCCGUUAUAUGUGUUUUGAUUGGGGUAAUAUUGAAGAAGACUAAUGGAGAGAAGGAAAAACGUGAGACUAAAAGCAAGCCUCUGUCUCGCCCGUGGGUGGAUGAAGAUUUAAAAGAUGGCACUGACCACCACUUAGAGGAAGAAGAGGCUGAAGAAGAGUGGCAAGGACUUGAAGAAAAUGUUGCCCAUGUCCCCUUCUUUGCGGAGCGCUACCCUGAGGACGAAAUGAUCAAAAGGUCAAAGGUGUUUUAUGAGCUUCUGAAUAAGAGGCGGUCUGUCAGGUUUCUCAGUGAUGAGCCGGUCCCCAGGGAGGUUAUCGAUAAUGUCAUCAGAACAGCAGGUACCUCACCCAGCGGAGCGCACACCGAGCCCUGGACCUUUGUGGUAGUGCAAGAUCCAUAUUUAAAACAUAAGAUCCGUGAGAUCGUAGAAGAAGAAGAAGAAAUCAACUACAAAAAAAGGAUGGGAGACAGAUGGGUUAAUGACCUGAAAAGACUGAGAACAAACUGGAUCAAAGAGUACUUGGACACUGCUCCAUAUCUGAUCCUCAUUUUCAAGCAGGUAUAUGGACGGCUUCCAAACGGCAAAAAGAAGACCCACUACUACAAUGAAAUCAGUGUUUCUAUUGCCUGUGGCAUCCUGCUUGCUGCACUGCAGAACGCGGGUCUGUACACAGUGACCUCCACACCCCUCAACUGCGGCCCCCAGCUCCGGGUGCUGCUCCAGCGCCCGGCAAAUGAGAAGCUGCUCUUGCUGCUCCCCGUUGGCUAUCCCAAGAAAGAUGCUACGGUGCCUGCGCUGACCCGAAAGCCGCUGGAGGACAUCAUGGUGGUCAUGUGAGCCCAGCACCCCGAGGAAGGAGCACAUCCCUGGCUGCCAGCUAGAAAGCAGCAGCCUGCUGAAGUUGUCACUGCUGUUGCUGUGUAUGGUCCUCCUACGUCACUGCCGCUCUGGCUGUUUACACCUGGUUUUCUCUGAGUGCUGGUAAUCACGGUGGCUGCUUCUACUAAUAGCAGGAAGCAGCCAAGCACUGUGCGUUUGACAGGUGCCAUUACCAAUGCACCCAGGCGGUUGCUCCAGGGAACACAUACGAUGGCAUUUAAAUGACCUUCAUCACUCGAUUUUUUUUUUUUUUUUUUUUUUCUUACGCAUUGUAGGGACAAAUCUUUCCUUGAAUUGGAAUGUAUAUGCUCUUUAUACUUUUGUGAUUACCAUUACAUGGUUAUUUUCACUUCAGAAUUUUAAUGGAGGUCAUAUUAAAAGAUAUAAA